Messenger RNA from Paramecium pentaurelia, 607 nucleotides. The record is from the annotation of a GenBank genome assembly. NCBI's taxonomy places the organism in Eukaryota, Ciliophora, Oligohymenophorea, Peniculida, Parameciidae.
CAAUGAAUUUUGAAGAAUAAAUGAAUCUAAUCAAUGGAAAUCCUUUAUUGUAAACUUUCUUUUUGAACAAUCUCCUAUAUAAUCCAUAAAUAUUUUAAUACAGUACAAUUAAUCAAUAGUCUAUUAGUGAUUUCUUAGAUGUAAUAUAUUCCUAGGGUCGAUUUAAGAGAAGAAAACACUAAAACUUAUGAUGACUAAAAUAGUGAUAGAAAAAUACAAAAGUAGGAGAAGCUCACAUAAAAUUCAAAAUAACUACUUGUAGGAAUAGACACAGAGUUACCUCAUAAAGGGAAUAGUCACUCUGAAGAAGAAGAAAGUUCAUCAAGAGUAAAUGGUAUAAAUUUAUAUGAUAAUUUCAUAGGUCAUUGGAGUAAACAAGAGCAUCAAUUGUAUCUUUAGUUUGUCAAUGAUCACGAAGAUAUAUUGAGAUCUAAAUAUGAUAAGAAAUCAAAAAAAAUCUUUAAAUUGAUGAGCCAAUGUAUUCUUACAAGAACAGCCACUUAAUGUAGAUCACAUCAUUAAAAGUUCAAUCCUCUUUAAAAAAGCAAGAGAAAAGGAAAAGGCUUUGUACGACCAAUCCCAUCUGUUAUUAUAUAAGAAAAUUGAU